AAUACAUUUACAUCAUUGGUCUCAUUGAUUCAUACAAAGUCUAGUAUAUAUAAUAUAUCCUUUGAAUAUAUAAUUAGCUUCUAUCAUAUUUAGAUCCAAAAAUGUCAACAAAAAUUGAUAUCCAAGAGUCAAGCAAAGAUACUAAAGGAAAAGCUGUUUUGGUUGCAGCACCUGCAAGGCCAGGAGGAUGGAAAAAGGGCAUAGCCAUAAUGGAUUUCAUUCUAAGGUUAGGUGCCAUAGCAGCCGCUCUCGCCGCGGCCGCCUCGAUGGGAACAAGUGAUCAAUCUCUUCCUUUCUUCACUCAGUUCUUUCAGUUUGAAGCUAGCUAUGAUAGUUUUCCUGCAUUCCAGUUUUUUCUUAUUGCAAUGGCAAUAGUUGCUGGCUAUUUGGUCUUGUCUCUACCUUUUUCUAUAGUAGCAAUCAUACGCCCCCAUGCAACUGGACCAAGGCUUUUUCUCAUCAUCCUAGACACUGUUUUUCUUACUCUGGCUACUGCUAGUGCUGCUUCAGCUGCUUCUAUAGUUUACUUAGCACACAAUGGAAAUCAAGACACAAACUGGCUAGCCAUUUGCAACCAAUUUGGAGAUUUUUGUGCACAGACAAGUGGAGCAGUAGUGGCAUCAUUUAUUACUGUGGUUGUUUUAAUUGUGUUGGUUGUGAUGUCUGCUUUGGCUCUUGGGAAGCAUUGAAAAUUAAGAUUGAAUUACUUAUGUUACUUUUAUGCAUAUUUGUUAUGUUUCCUAAAUCUCCUUAGGUUGUGAGGCUUUUUUGAAGUCAUGAUGUGGAGAAGUGAUUACUUGUAGUGUCAAUUUGGUUAGAUGUUGCUGUGAAAUAUUUUGUACAAUGUUUUUGAACCAUUGUGUUUAAUUUUGAAGUGCCUAUUAUCUA
Molecule: messenger RNA, 888 nt
Organism: Medicago truncatula (barrel medic)
Lineage: Eukaryota; Viridiplantae; Streptophyta; Magnoliopsida; Fabales; Fabaceae
Product: casparian strip membrane protein 1
Exons: 3
Coding region: 102-689 (195 amino acids)
Source: RefSeq, a predicted model, not a curated record